AAGACCCAGAGGAACAUCUUCAGGACCCAGCUGUGUGUCAUUAAAGAGUGAUCAGUCCAUGUUGUAUCCCAUUGAAUUCAGUAAUCAAGCCCUGACCUCUGAACUCAGAAAAAGACCCAGAGGAACAUCUUCAGGACCCAGCUGUGUGUCAAUAAAGAGUGAUCAGUCCAUGUUGUAUCCCAUUGAAUUCAGUCAUCAAGCCCUGACCUCUGAACUCAGGAGAAGACCCAGACUAUCAUCUCCUGAAACUAGCUGUGUGUCAAUGAACAGUAAAUUGUCAGUGUUGCAUCCCACAGAAUUUAGUAAUGGAGCAGUGACCACCUCUGACCCCAGCAGUGGGGAGAUGUGGUCCAGUCGGAGCUGCAAUGCCUUUCAGACACUCAUACAACCCUCUAUAGAAUCAGAUCUGCUGGAGGAGUUUGAAGACCAUCAGCAUGAUUUGCAUCAAACAGAAAAAGAUGUUCUGCAGAGAGUUAAAGACAAACACAAAGCCAGCAUGCAGAACAAGUAUAAGAGUUUAUUUGAGGGAAUCAAAGUACAAGAAAAUCAAACCCUCCUGAAGAAAAUUUACACCCAGCUGUACAUCAUAGAGGGAGAGAGUAAAGGAGUGAAUGAUGAACAUGAGGUUUUGCACAUGGAGAAAAAGCCCAGAACGCAACACUUACAAGACACUCCAAUCAACUGCAAUGAGAUCUUUAAACCCUUAACAGUAGCAAAAUAUCAAACAGAGAAAAUCAAGAUUGUUCUUACUAAAGGCAUCGCUGGGAUUGGAAAAACAGUCUCUGUGCAGAAGUUUAUUCUUGAUUGGGCAGAGGGAUUGACCAAUAAGGAUGUAGAUUUCAUCUUUGUGCUUGCGUUUCGAGAGCUGAACUUGAUUCGAGACCAUCGCUACAGUCUUCACAAACUUCUGCUGGACUUUAAUCCGGAACUUCAGGAUCUGGCCUCAAAGACUUUUGAGGAGUGUAAAGUUAUGUUCAUCUUUGAUGGUCUGGAUGAAAGCAGAAUGACACUGAUGUUUUCAGAUGAUUGUGAGAAAGUUUGUGAUGUGAAUGAGACUUCAUCAGUGUCUCUGUUGAUGUCAAACCUCGUGAAAGGAAAUCUGCUUCCGUCUGCUCUCAUCUGGAUCACCUCCAGACCAGCAGCAGCCAAUCAGAUCCCCUCCAAAUAUAUCCAGCGUGUGACAGAGAUCCAGGGAUUCAAUGACGCUCAGAAGGAGGAAUAUUUCAAGAAGAGAAUCAGUGAUGAGCAUCAAGCCAGCAGAAUUAUCUCACACAUUAGAAGAGCGAGAAGCCUUCACAUCAUGUGUCACAUACCAGUCUUCUGUUGGAUCUCAUCCACUGUGCUUCAGAAUAUCCUGAAACAAGAAAGCGCAGAAAUCCCUCAAACUCUGAGUGAAAUGUACAUCCACUUCCUGCUGAUUCAGUUGAAUAUGAAGAAUGAGAAAUAUGAUCCAGAGAGAGAUCCAAAGAAACUCUUGCAGUUCAACAGAGAAGUGAUUAUGAAAUUGGCUGAAGUGGCUUUUAAACAGCUGAUGAAGUUCAAUGUGAUGUUUUAUGAGGAGGAUCUGAGAGAUUGUGGGCUUGACAUCACUGACGCCUCACUGUAUUCUGGCAUCUGCACUCAGAUCUUUAAGCAGGAAUCUGUUAUUCAUCAAAGGAAAAUCUUCUGCUUCAUACAUCUCAGCUUUCAGGAGUUUCUUGCUGCUGUCUAUGUGUUUCAUUAUUACGUCAUCAAAUUUACAGACACUUUACAGUUUUUUGAUGUAGUGCAUAGUCUGCAGAAGAAAGCAGUAGAUAAAUCUCUUCAGAGUGAAACUGGACAUCUGGAUCUUUUCUUGCGGUUUCUGCUGGGCAUCUCACUGGAGUCCAAUCAGAGACUCUUACAGGAUCUACUGACACACAUGAUGGACACCUCAGAAACCAUCAAGAAAACCACACAGUACAUUAAAGAUAAAAUUAAACAUGAUAAUCUGUCAGACGAUCGAUCCAUCAAUUUAUUUCUGUGUCUGCUUGAAGUAAAUGAUCAGGCCCUGUACAGAGAGAUUGAAGAGUUUGUGAGAUCAGACAAACACUCAGAAAAUAAACUCUCUGUUGCUCAUUGUUCAGCAAUAGCCUACAUGCUUCAGAUGUCAGAUGAGGUAAUAGAUGAGUUUGAUUUGAAGAAAUACAACACAUCACAGGAGGGUAGAAGACGACUUAUACCAGCUGUCAACAACACCAGAAGAGCAUUGUUUGCUGACUGUAACUUGCAGGAUUCAGGAGUGAAGCUGAUCUCUGAUGCUCUCAAGAGUCACACCUGUCAACUAGAGAUACUAAGAUUGUCCAGCUGUAAUCUGACUGUUGAGUGUUGUGAAAGUUUGUCUUCAUCUCUACAAUCAUUAAACUCUUUAAAAGAACUGGAUUUGAGUAACAAUGACCUGCAGGAUUCAGGAGUGAAGCUGAUCUCUGAUGCUCUCAAGAGUCACAACUGUCAAAUAGAGAUACUGAGAUUUUCUAGGUGUAAUCUGACUGGUGCGUGUUGUGAAAUCAUCGCUUCAGCUCUACAAUGGUCAAACUCUCCUCUGAGAGAACUGGAUUUGAGUAACAAUGACCUGCAUGAUUCAGGAGUGAAGCUGAUCUCUGAUGCUCUCAGGAGUCACAACUGUAAACUAAAUAUACUGAGAUUGUCCAGCUGUAAUCUGACUGGUGCGGGUUGUGAAAUCAUCGCUUCAGCUCUACAAUGGUCAAACUCUCCUCUGAGAGAACUGGAUUUGAGUAAUAAUGACCUGCAGGAUUCAGGAGUGAAGCUGAUCUCUGAUGCUCUCAGGAGUCACAACUGUCACUUAGAGAUAUUGAGGUUAUCAGGUUGUAUGGUGAGAGAUGAAGGAUGCUGUUAUUUGGCUUCAGCUCUGAGUUCAAACCCAUCACACCUGAGACAGCUGGAUCUGAGCUACAAUCAUCCACAAGACUCAGGAGUUCAGCUAAUCUCUUAUCAAAAUGAUCCAAACUACGCACUAGAGAUACUCAAUGUGGAUCAUGGGGGAGAGUUCAGAAUUACAUCAGGACUGCGCAAGUGGGUCUAUGAUCUCACACUGGAUCCAAAUACAGCACAUACUGAACUCAUGCUUUCGGAGGAGAACAAAAAGAUCACACGUGUGAAAGAUCCUCAGCCGUAUCCUGAUCAUCCAGACAGAUUUGAGUGUUAUCAUCAGGUUUUGUGUAGAGAAAGUCUGGCUGGACGCUGUUACUGGGAGUCUGAAUUGAGUGGAUUGGGGGCUGUUAUAUCAGUUGCAUAUAAAAGCAUCAGCAGGAAUGGAGUGAUUGAUGACAGUAAAUUUGGAUUCAAUGAUAAAUCAUGGAGUUUGACCAGCACCGAUAACCGAUUUACUGCUCAUCACAGUAAAAGGGAAACUGUCAUAUCUGUCUCUUCACCUCGCUCUAAUAGAGUAGGAGUGUAUGUGGACCCGAUGGCCGGCAAUCUGUCCUUCUACAGCGUCUCUGACACAUGCACCCUCACACACUUGCACACAUUCAACACAACAUUCACUCAACCCCUUUAUGCUGGAUUUAGAGUUUAUUUUAACUCUUCAGUGUCCCUGUCCAAAUGAAAUGCACUGAUUUUUACUUAUUUAUUUGAAUCAAGUUAAUUGUAUCUUACUCCUGACUGGUGAAAUUGGCAGUGUUACGACUGAUACAUGUUACAACCAUCCCCAGUAUCCCCGACAUUAAUUUUACAACAUUUUAAAGGUCCAAUUUUCCUGUGUUUUUGAAGCUUUGAUUGUGUUUACAGUGCACAAUAUUACACGUUCAUGUUCAAGUAUUUUUCACACAAUUGAAUUUACUUUUCUCUAUACAUGCACUUUCCUAAAAACAGGCUGAUGUCUUCCUUGUUUUAUGAAGUCCCUCCUUCUGGAAUACGUAAAGAGUUAUGAUUGUGUAGUUUGUUUAUUGUGUUGUGAUUUGACAGCAGCUUAGCUUAGGAGAGCCGUUUGAGCUUAGCUGGCAACUGGCGUAUUCCUGUGAGCGGAGUUUAGUCAAAAAUACUUAUAUUGACGUUAUUUAACCAGGAAGUAGAGGGCUGUAGUCCAAACUGGCGUUCGCUGAAUUGAAAGGCGAAUUCUGUAAAAGAAAAUAUAUCGCCUUGCAGGGAACUUUGAGCUUUAUCAUUUUACAUGUAUUAUUUAUCCUCUAACAGCAACAUUACACACUAACUAAAGUUUGAAAAAUGGGAUCAGGAAAAACGUGAUCUUUAUUUAUGACUUUCAACACAAAUUAAAUAUAAUACAUUUAUAUUUGACGGUUAUUUUUAUUGUUAUGCAACAUAUGGAAAACAUUCAACAAUUACAAAAUUAUUUAUAAUGGUAUUAUUGCAUUUUUAUUGCAUAAGAUGUACAUUGUUGUUACUAACUGUGAAAAUAAUUGUCUGUGAGUAAACGGUUUCUAAAUAAACAAUGACUGAAUUCAUUCCAGCGAUGUAACUUUGCAAUUUCCAUUUUUGUUGUGGCUAUGUACCAUUGAACAUUGUAAUUACGCCCAAGAUACACCCCCAGGUGUUAAAGCAUGCAAAGGCUGUGAAUGUCCGGUAUAAUCACAGACAAGAGAGACGAGACACAAAUAACAGGUAAGUUUAAUUAUUUAUAUAUGAACACAUAUAGUGAUGUAAAUAAGGAUGGGACAAUUAAUACAUUUUGAAUGAUUGUGUUUGACAAGUGUUGCUUUUUAAAUGCAUGUUGUAAACGACUCAGACUCGUAAUGAUUUUAGAUUGAUAAGGACAUCCUACUGAUCAAAGACCCGUAGUACACAAACAAGCUGCGCAUGAAACACAGAAUCAGAGUCUUGUGAUUCAGAAUCGAUUUCAGACAGUUGUUUUAAAUGGAAAACGCGAUGCAUCGUCACAGCCCUAUAGGUAAACUUGAUCGACUGGAUUCCUCUGAGAUGACAGGUAAGCCUUCUGCACACACACUUUUUGACGGUCAAGUACAACACCUAAAGACACUUUCCUUUUCUUCACAGGGGUUAUGAAGAUGAUGAUGAGAGUAUUCAACAUGAAAGCAGAAGGAAUCUGGUAAGCAGAAAGAAACAAACAGGUAAGUCCGACGAGACCAAACAGUGGCUGUGUGUGAACCUUAUAUAGGGCAUGUGGUGAUGA
This is a messenger RNA of Misgurnus anguillicaudatus (oriental weatherfish), 5128 nucleotides long. The record is from RefSeq and is a predicted model, not a curated record. Lineage: Eukaryota; Metazoa; Chordata; Actinopteri; Cypriniformes; Cobitidae.